Ectocarpus sp. CCAP 1310/34 is the source of this 1015-nucleotide messenger RNA. The record is from the annotation of a GenBank genome assembly. Lineage: Eukaryota; Phaeophyceae; Ectocarpales; Ectocarpaceae.
AUAAUGAGACGGCUCCUGGACAAGGGCGUCCCGAUCGACGCGGAGACAGAAAACGGCGACACGCCGCUAAGCCUGGCCAUCAGCGCCGGCGGCGUGGGAUCCGUCGGGUUCCUGGUGAAGGCCGGUGCUGCCCUCGAUCUAGCGGACAAGGUUAUCAUCCGCUUCCUCCAGAACAACGGGGCCACCUUCAAGCUGAUCGACAGCGACGUGAUUGCGGAGUCGCACGCGACCGCGGCAGCUCUCGGCGUCAAGACCGACGCCGACGGAAAGUUUUCGGCAGAGGUGAAACCACCAGCAGUGGCAGCGGCAGGAGCGGUGGAACCACCAGGAGCGGGAGAAACGCCCCCGGUGCCGCCGCCGCGGGAGAGCUAGCGGGGAAAGGUUGGGUGGUUGGGUGGGUGAGGCGCGGAGACCUGGAGUUUGGACGAUGGGUCGGCAAGGGGGUGUGCGGCGAACCGUUGAGCGGGACUAUCAUAGGGGCGUAAACGACAAAUUGGUUGCUGCAGGGUCAUUACCGCCGGGCUGGAGGAUUUGAUCAAGCUUUUGUGGAGGGGCGGGGGGGGGGGNGGGCGGGGCGUGAGGGGAGAGGGGACGACAGGAGGGGACCGGACCAUAGAGUAUCGGGAUGGACGCCGGGGGAUUUUUUUUUUUUUGGCGCAACCCCCAAGCCGGCGCGGCACGAUUAGUGUCCAUAGAAGCCAAUGCCGCCAUGUGUAUGUUUCGUCAUGUAUUUUUCGAUGUUCUUGUACCAAUCGUUGUCUUCUGCUGGACCAGUGCAAUUCCUUCGUAGUCUGUUCAUGUUCAGUCGGGUUAUCGCAUCGUUUGUGGGGUUUAAGAGGAGGGGGGAAUGCUGCGAGAAAACGGGGGAAACUAAACGGGGUCAAGUAACAGCAACCAACCUCUCGGUAUUGGAAUAACAUCAAUGUGAGGGUUCUACCGGCGAAUUUUUACGUCUCGCGAGUUGUGAGCUACAGAAAGAAGGAACGGGGAGCGAGGCCGAGCAAGGGUGUUUGUG